Messenger RNA from Oryza sativa Japonica Group (Japanese rice), 1805 nucleotides. RefSeq names its product class V chitinase. The record is from RefSeq and is a predicted model, not a curated record. Gene Ontology annotation, biological process: carbohydrate metabolic process; chitin catabolic process. Lineage: Eukaryota; Viridiplantae; Streptophyta; Magnoliopsida; Poales; Poaceae. Gene Ontology annotation, cellular component: extracellular region. Gene Ontology annotation, molecular function: chitin binding; chitinase activity.
AUCUUCCCUUGUGAGCAGUGAGUGAGUGAAUGAGUAAACUUCCAUGCAAAUGCAAACACUUGCAAAACAACACACCCAAACCUAGAUUCCCCACACUCCCAUGAGUGUCCAUGGCACAAAAACAAUGCUCCAUCGCCACCACCCACCUCUCCCCUGCACUCACCAAUGGCGGACAAGAACGGCCUCCUCCUCCUUUCCACCAUUGCUGCCGUCACUCUCUCCUCCCUCUCGCUCGCGGCGGUAGCCUCGCCGGCGACCCGUAGGAGCCAAGAAUCGCGGGAGGCGGUGCGGGCCGGGUACUACCUCGCCGCCGACGCCCACCUCCGGCCGCUCGCCGCGCUCGACGCGUCGCUGUACACGCACCUCUACUACUACGCCGUGGCGGUCCACCCCGCGCGCCGCACGCUGCUGCUGCCGCCGGACCCGGCGGCGGCGAGCCUACUGGGGGAUUUCUCCAGGGCGGUCAAGGCCAAGAACGCCGCCGUCAAGACCGUCCUCUCCAUCGGCCGCGGCGGCGGCGCGGGUGGUGCGGCUGCGGUGGCGGGGUCGGGGUCGGACCCCGCGUUCGCCGCCAUGGCCGCCGACCCGGCGUCGCGCGCGGCGUUCAUCGGGGCGGCGGUCAAGGUCGCGAGGGAGAAUGGGUUCGAUGGGCUCGACGUGGCGUGGCGGUUCCCGGCGUCGGCGGUGGAGAUGGCGGAGUUCGGGUUCCUCGUCGCCGAGUGGCGCGCCGCGGUGCCCCGCGGGUUCCUGCUCACGGCCACGGUGUACUUUUCCAACCACGUGUUCGACGCGCCGUUCGCCGGCGUGGACUACCCGUCGGAGACCGUCGCGAGGAGCCUCGACUGGGUGAACGUGAUGGCGUUCGGGCUCCGCCCGCCCGGCGCCGCCAACGCCAACGCCACGGCGUUCGACGCGCCGCUCUACGACAGGGCGUCGCACUACUCGGCGAGCUACGGCGUCGUGUCGUGGCUCGACGCGGGCGUCCCGGCGAGCAAGGUGGUGAUGGGGAUCCCGCUCUACGGCCGCUCCUGGUUCCUCCGCAACAAGGCGAACAGCGGCGUCGGCGCGCCGGUGGUCGCCGCGGGGCCGAAGCAGCGGGGCAGCAACGCCACGGGCGCCAUGUCCUACGCCGAGGUCCAGUGGCUCGCCGCGACGGCGACGCGCGGCUCCCGCGCGGUGAUCACCGCCUACGACAACGCCUCCGUCGCGUCGUACGUGUCCGUCGGCGACGUCUGGGUCGCGUUCGACGGCGUGGCCGUCGUCGCCGAGAAGCUCGCCUUCGCCGCGCGGUGCGGCCUCCUCGGCUACUUCCUCUGGCCGGUCAACUACGACGAUGCCAACCUCACCGUGUCGCGGCGAGCAUCACAAGUCUGGACACAGACCAAAAUCUCGCCGGAGUUCAAGAACGUCACCGGUGGCGCCCGGCAGACGCAGGCGCCGGUGCAGCGGCCGCCGGCGCUCCAGUCGCCUGCGCCGACCACCGCGCCGAUGUCGUCGUCGUCGACGACGUCGUCGUUCUCACGGUUAUCUUGGAGAAUGCUGGAUGUGCGUCUCCAUCUGGGUGCUCUUCUUCUUCUCCUCCUUCUCGUGUGCUACCAAAUCUAGAAGAAAUGUUAGAAAAUUCUUUAGUUUUUAUGAAGGUGUUGUGCUCAAAUUCAGAUUAGUUAUUCGUUGCAUUUGUAAUUUCGUUUCAAAUUGUAUCAUAGCAGCAGGUUCCAAUAGGAAUUCACAUUAACAAUGGAGUAAAAACAGUGUGUUUUUGUGACUGACCGUACAAGUUUUGAGUUCUUAACCUUGGUUUGACA